CCGUGGUUGGGCGGGAUCUUGUUCUAAUGGUUCUUUGCUUCGUUUCGUUUAUUCGUGCAAUGUCUGAGAGAUCGCGAGCGCUGGAGCGAAAUCCAACCGCAUUCGCAUCCCGGACGAUCGAUCCUUCGAUUUCAAGGAGAGAUCGGGUUUUCUUUAGACAGAUCUCAAGCGGAUGUUUUCGACUUCGUCGCGCUUCCUAUUGUGCAGGAUGCUAUGAAUGCCAUCAACGGUACGGUUCUUGCGUAUGGACAGACUGGUGCUGCAAUGACUUUCAGUAUGGAGGUAGGGUUUUCGCCUUUGUUCUUAUGGGUCAUUUCGUGGAGAGAACUGAUGACCCUGGCCAAGAGGGAAUUCUACUGAGGGUGGCACGAUGGAUUUUCCAGUACAUUCCAAAAUGUAUUAAGGUCUCGAGCAACUUCUAUUCUCUCCACCUAUUCACAAGCGAUAUAAUAAAUAUUAAAACCUUACCCUGGACAGCUUGA
Molecule: messenger RNA, 482 nt
Organism: Selaginella moellendorffii
Lineage: Eukaryota; Viridiplantae; Streptophyta; Lycopodiopsida; Selaginellales; Selaginellaceae
Exons: 4
Coding region: 27-482 (151 amino acids)
Source: RefSeq, a predicted model, not a curated record